GUACAUCCCCCAUUUUCCAUAUUCUCUCUCAACCUUUUUUUCUCUCUAACAAAAGCUCCAAAAUCUCCCUCUGCUCCCUCCAAUGGCGACCAAUCUUCUCCACUUUCGGCCCUCAGUGAUCGGAGCUCGCGCCUUCCCUGACUCAAACUCCGACCAAUCUCGCCGGAAAACUGCUUCUGCCAAUUGGUGGACGCCACUAUUCGGCUGGUCAUCGGAGCCGGACUACAUUGACACCGGCGCUGGAACAGAACGCAAGGAGAAAGCUGAGUUCAGAUCUGAGUCAACUUCCGAGUCAAAGACUCAGAGAUCACGGUUCUCUCCCGGCUGCUUCACGGAGGACAAAGCGAAGCGACUCCGGAUGCUGACAAAGGAAUCGGAGUCGUUUCAUGACGUUAUGUAUCACUCCGCGAUCGCCUCAAGGCUCGCUUCAGAUUUCAACAAAGUCUCCGAUCCGUGAGUUCCGAUACCGGCGAGGCCAAGUUGACUAGCCUUGGAGUUUGAGUUGAAAAUCAAAGCAUGAAAGCCCAGAAAUUUCCUUUAUUAUGCAUAUUUUCAUCUUUUGUAUAAACAGGUGAAAUUCUUUUUUUUUUUUUUCCAAAAGAUAUUAGGGGCUAAAAUGACAUAGUCAUGUAAUAGAGUGAUUUAAAGAGACGUAUAUGAUUAAGGAUGUAAAUAUAAUCAUAAAUGUUUACUAUUGAUUUGAAUUUGUAUCAAAUCUUCCAAAAAGAAUUGAACAGUCGGAUGAAGUGUGGUAGUGGGCGAGGCCUAAUUAAUUUGGUGUUAUCUCAUUAAGCUACCGUCCUAUGUAUUUAAUAUCAAGUAUAAUUGACUUUAAAACAUUUUCUUGUUUCA
Messenger RNA from Humulus lupulus (European hop), 852 nucleotides. RefSeq lists its product as uncharacterized. Lineage: Eukaryota; Viridiplantae; Streptophyta; Magnoliopsida; Rosales; Cannabaceae. The coding region runs from base 83 to 457 and encodes 124 amino acids. The transcript has a single exon. The record is from RefSeq and is a predicted model, not a curated record.